AUGUCUUUUUAUAAUUCAUUUUUAUUUUUGACAGUUUUAUUUUUAAAUUUUUAUCAAAAUUCAUAUACUAUCUUGUCUUCUCAAAAGGAUGUCACUGUCAAAACUAAAUUAGGAUAUAUUCAAGGAACAGAAUCUAUAUUUUUAAAUGAAAAAGUUCGUUAUUUUUUAAGUGUACCAUUUGCAGAACCACCUAUUGGAGAUUUAAGAUUUAAACCACCAGUUACUAAAAAACCAUGGAAUAAUACAUUAAGAGCAAAAAAAUUAUCACCAGCAUGUUUUCAAAAUCGUGAUACAUAUAAUGAAUCAUUUUGGGGUAGUGAAAUGUGGAAUGCUAAUACAGAAAUUUCAGAAGAUUGUCUUUAUAUGAAUAUAUGGGCACCAGCAUCUGCUCAUAAUUUAACAGUUAUGGUAUGGUUAUUUGGUGGUGGUUUUUCAUCUGGUAGUCCAUCAUUAAUAUUAUAUGAUGGUAAAGCUUUAGCUUUACAAGGAAAUGUUAUUGUUAUUAAUAUCAAUUAUAGACUUGGUCCAUUUGGUUUCUUAUAUUUAGAUCAUGAAGAUGUACCAGGUAAUGUUGGUAUGCUUGAUCAACAAUUAGCUUUAAAAUGGAUAAAAGAUAAUGUUGUUUAUUUUGGUGGUAAUCCAAAUCAAAUAGCAUUAUUUGGUGAAAGUGCCGGAGCAAGUAGUAUUAUGGCUCAUUUAAUUGCUCCAGGAAGUAAAGGUAUAUUUAAGAAUGGUAUAUUACAAUCUGGAUCAUUAGAUAACAAAUGGAGUAUGGAUACUCCACAACGUGGAUUAGAUAAAAGUCAAAAAUUAGUUAAUGAAGUACAAUGUAAUCGUUCAACUAUUGAAGAGACAAUACAAUGUAUGAGAAAUGUUCCACCAGGAACACUUGUCGAUAAUAUGUGGUCAAUAACUAGUUAUUUUCUUGAAUUUCCACUUGUAAUAAUUUCUAAAGAUCGUAAUUUUUUCCGUAAAAUUGAUGCAUUUGAUGCUUUACGUAAUAAACAAUAUGAUAAAGAUAUUAAUUUAAUGAUAGGAAUAAAUCAUGAUGAAGGAAAUUAUUGGAAUAUAUAUAAUUUAAAAGAAUAUUUUGAUAAGGCGGAACAACCAUUAAUAUCUUUAGAUGAGUUUAAUGAAUGUGUUGAUACGGCAUUUAAAGAUCAAUCUUCAGUAGUAAGAAAUAGUGCAAAAAAAGUUUAUGGCACUGAUGAUUGUAAAUUACUUGGACAAGGGAGACAUAAAUUUUUCGCAGAUCAAAUAAAUCAAAUGGUUGGUGAUUAUUUUUUUACAUGUGAUUCAUUAUGGUUUGCUGAUCAAUAUGAACAUAAUCCUGGUAAAAUUUAUGUUUAUUAUUUUGAUCAACCAUCGAGCGCUAAUCCAUGGCCAACAUGGACAGGUGUAAUGCAUGGUUAUGAAAUAGAAUAUGUAUUUGGUGUACCAAUAUAUAAUGACACAGCUGGUUAUACUAAACGCGAAUAUCAUUUUAGUCAAAAAAUUAUACAAUUUUGGACAAGUUUCUCAUCUACUGGAAAACCAACUUUAAAAAAUGGUAAUAAACAUGAAAAAGAUUGGCCACCUUAUAGAGGAGGAUAUAAAUGGGGAAAAUGGAUGAAUUUAAAAGCAGGUUCCCAUAUGUCUCCAAUAAAUGCUAAAAAAGGAAAAGAAUGUCAUAUGUGGAGAGAAGUAAAAGAUAUGGAAUAUAAAACUUACAAGUUAUCUCGUUCUUUACUUAUUAAUGGUUCUUCACAAUACAAAACCAAUGUCAUCUUCUUAGUAAUGAUCUCAUCGGCUACCUUUAUUUUCAAGACAAUAUUUUAUAAAAACUAUUAA
Strongyloides ratti is the source of this 1830-nucleotide messenger RNA. RefSeq names its product Acetylcholinesterase. Gene Ontology annotation, biological process: acetylcholine catabolic process; choline metabolic process. The transcript has 4 exons. NCBI's taxonomy places the organism in Eukaryota, Metazoa, Nematoda, Chromadorea, Rhabditida, Strongyloididae. Gene Ontology annotation, cellular component: plasma membrane. Gene Ontology annotation, molecular function: acetylcholinesterase activity. Bases 1 to 1830 code for a protein of 609 amino acids. The record is from RefSeq and is a predicted model, not a curated record.